This is a messenger RNA of Paramecium sonneborni, 1226 nucleotides long. The record is from the annotation of a GenBank genome assembly. Lineage: Eukaryota; Ciliophora; Oligohymenophorea; Peniculida; Parameciidae.
AAAAAUAAUUUGAAAAUAGAAAUGGGUAAUUGUUAAGCAUGUAUGAAUGAUCCAUAAAAUACAAAUGAAUAUGGGGGUCAUUAGAAUGCUAAAGCAUCUUUACACUCAAUAGUUAGAAGAUCUUAACCAUUUUCAAAAGCAUCAUUAGCUGAGAUAAUUAAUACUUCAUAGCAUUAAUUGAGAACAAGUCAAAAGCCUUCAAUAAAUAUUUAGAAGGAAGCAUCAUUAUCAAUGGUUGGAAAUGGUGUAGAUAUUUAAAAAUAGAAGACAAAUUCUGAAUAAUUAAUGUCUGUACAUUGUCCAGUAGCAAAGCUUGCAUAGCCUUGGGGUAGACCAGCAAGUGAACUAGAAAGUUUGAUAGGUGCAAAAGUGAAAAUGGUGCGUAAUAAAUUAAAGGAAUACUAAUAUACAAGAGGUGAUGAUCCAGAGGCUGUUUAUUUAGAGCCUUAAAUAUUUGAGUAAGGAAUGGUCUAUGAUGGUUAAUGGAAAUAUGGAUUAAGAUAGGGUAGAGGUAUAAGCUAUAUUCUAAAUUAAAGGGAGAUAAGUAUGGAAGGAAGGAAGUUAUUAUGAAGGAUAUUGGAAAAAUAGUUGUGCUCAUGGACAUGGCAGAUUGAUACAUGCAGAUGGAGAUUAUUAUGAGGGAGAAUGGGAUAAUGAUAAAGCACAUGGAUAAGGGAAAUAUGUACAUGCAGAUGGUGCAAGUUAUGAAGGGUGUUGGAAAGAUGACAAAUAAGAUGGGGUAGGUCAUGAAAUAUGGCCAGAUGGCACAAGUUAUAAAGGAGCUUAUAUAUAAAGUAAGAAGGAAGGACAUGGGAAAUUUAGAUGGCCAGAUGGAUCAUAUUAUGAAGGGGAAUUCUUAGACAAUGCUAUUCAUGGUAUAGGAACUUAUGUAUGGGGUGAUGGAAGAACAUAUAUAGGUUAAUGGAGAUAAAACAAAAUGCAUGGAUCUGGAGAAUUUAAAUGGGCAGAUGGUAGAAGAUAUAAAGGAUCUUAUUAGAAUGAUAAGAAAUAAGGUUAUGGAACAUUUGAUUGGCGUAAAUCUCUUUAAUAUUUGUCUAGCUGAUGGAUCUAAAUAUGUAGGAGAAUGGCAUGAUGGUAGAUAACAUGGAUUAGGAUCAGUAAUUGAUGAAAAAGGAGAAGAACAUAAAGGUAGAUGGGAUAAUGGUACAUUAUUGGAAUGGAUUACUUAAAAGGAUUGAGAUAGAUUAUUUAAUUAACUAUAUAGU